Gongylonema pulchrum is the source of this 492-nucleotide messenger RNA. The record is from the annotation of a GenBank genome assembly. Lineage: Eukaryota; Metazoa; Nematoda; Chromadorea; Rhabditida; Gongylonematidae.
AUGUUCGCGGGAAAAGAAGCAUCUGUGCAAUCCUCGAAAAUGUGGUACAUAUUUUUGGUGCAUGAAAUCUGGAACCAGGAGAGGAAAGGCGAUAUACUAGAGCUUUUGGAUUCAACAUUUUCGAAAAGAGUACGCCCAGCACGCGUGGAACAAGUAAUCGGAACGAGAAUUUUGGUGCGUGUGGCUGUGGAUUUGCUCGACUCAGAGAAGCCUAUUGAGGACGGUGAUACUCAGGUUACUGAAGGGUUUUGGAUGGAUCAGGACUCGCCAUUACUUUUUCACGUUGGCUGGGCCAGUAAAAAUCGUUACGGAUUAUUCGCCAGUGAGGAGUAUGAGCGGCAUGCAAAGGAAGUUGCAAAAGCAUUAGAAAAAGUACGAUUUUUUGAUUUUUCUGCUAAGCCAAAUAUUAACGCUGGCGUGUUUUUGAACGGCCAGUGCGCAUAUCUCGGUAAAAUUGGAGUUUUACAUCGGCACUGCUGCAAAUCCAGGUAA